Molecule: messenger RNA, 1271 nt
Organism: Sycon ciliatum
Lineage: Eukaryota; Metazoa; Porifera; Calcarea; Leucosolenida; Sycettidae
Product: nuclear transport factor 2-like
Exons: 4
Coding region: 321-689 (122 amino acids)
Biological process (GO): protein import into nucleus
Cellular component (GO): nuclear pore central transport channel
Molecular function (GO): nuclear import signal receptor activity
Source: RefSeq, a predicted model, not a curated record
UGAUCUGUAGUUUACUGUUUAUUAGCGGUUUGCACAAGUAACUACUACUACUGUCUGUGUGGGGUUUGUUGCCUUGAAUCUUUUAGUUCUUUACCCAUUCGAUCAGCUCGAGUUAGCGAAACUGCGGACGUCUUCUUGUGACUGCACUGUUACAGUUUCCACUUCCCACUGUACGAGGACUGCAGGUGCAAGCUAGACUAACGUCGCUGUGAAAUACGUCCGUUGCGACCACCUGAACAGCGACUGCGAAGGGCCCUGGCCUGAGCCAAAAUAAUUGUUUAUAUUCGUGUUUGCCUGGCGAAACGCGGUGGGUUGAUGAGAUGGCGGCACACGAGCAGAUAGCACAGACCUUCUGUAACCAAUACUACACUACCUUCGACACGAAUCGCGUCGCCGUUGGCUCCUUCUAUGCUCCCACUGCAGUACUGACGUUUGAAGGAGUAGCAGUUACCGGCCCGGAGGCCAUCGUCGCAAAGUUGAGUACAUUAACCUUCCAGCAAGUUCAGCACUGCGUGACAACAAUGGAUGCUCAGCUAACCAGUGCUGGUUUACUUGUUGUCGUGGUCGGUCAACUAAAGGCCGACAGUGACCAAGUCCUAGGUUUUACGCAGACGUUUCACUUGGCUGAGGUUGACGGGUCUCUGUUUAUCGCCAAUGAUGUCUUCCGGCUAACACUGCACCACGGAUAAGCUGCAGGCCCUAACUUGGCAGUGCAUCCGUCUAGCUCUCAUCACCAAACAAAUUUACUAGUGCAUUGAAAUGUGAAAACCGUUUUCUUAACUGUAUUUUUUCAUUUGAUUGGUGCCCUGUUGUAGUUUAGCCUUAUGAACAGCUUUCCUGCCUCGUGUCGCGGCUGUGAACCUUUGUCAGGUGUUCCUCAGUGUUGAAGUACCAGAGCUGACAUGCACACACACUGGGAGUGUUGUGUCGGCGUUGCUCACUUCCACAUCUGUGUGUGUGUGUGUGUGUCACGGUGUGUGUGUGGUGUGUGUGUGUGUGUCACGGUGUGUGUGUGGUGUGUGUGUGUGUGUGUGUGUGUGUGUGUGUGUGUGUGUGUGUGUGUGUGUAUGUGACCUGGUGAUCAGACAGUUGUUCAAAACAUUUUAGCCCAAAGAUGUGCAAAAAUUAAUCGGUUAAUUUUAACCCACAUCUCAUGGCCUGCGCCAUCUAAUAAUCUUCAUAUAUUUUGCUGCUGUAGCUGUAACAUGGGGUGAUCAUUUUACUGGUUUAUACCAUAUUGCCGCUGGCAUUGUGAAUUUGGUGUCUUUUGA